AUGAGCAGGUGGUUGGCGAUGGUGACACUGGUAGUGGUGGCGGGGGCGGUACGGGGAUGGGACUGUGUGUGCAAUCCUAGGGAAUGUGAAGCGUUGGAGCCCAGUGGUUGCCCAGGUCUGGGCAUGGUUGUGUGGGAUCCGUGCAGGUGCUGUAAAGUGUGUGCAAGAACGCUUGGUGAGGACUGUGGCGGAUUCCGGGGCACGUGUGAACCCGGCUUAAAAUGUUUUGAAGGCUCAUGUGCACCUAUAACG
Brenthis ino (lesser marbled fritillary) is the source of this 252-nucleotide messenger RNA. The record is from the annotation of a GenBank genome assembly. Lineage: Eukaryota; Metazoa; Arthropoda; Insecta; Lepidoptera; Nymphalidae.